Molecule: messenger RNA, 2415 nt
Organism: Neocloeon triangulifer
Lineage: Eukaryota; Metazoa; Arthropoda; Insecta; Ephemeroptera; Baetidae
Exons: 4
Coding region: 291-1943 (550 amino acids)
Source: RefSeq, a predicted model, not a curated record
GAAAUUACAUCAAAUUAAUGCCCCUCUAAAAUAAUUUUUUAUUGUUGGCAAACAUUUUGUCAUUGUUGCAAAACGCUAUUUAAAUUUUUGCAUUGUUAGAUAACUUUUUCCUACAUUUUGGUAAAAAUUUUACACCUGCUAAUCUUAUCCAACAAUCUAAAUUUAAAAAAGACAAAAGCUUUGUUGGUUGUUGCAAAUUUUACAUUCUUGCCUGGAUACAAUUUUAAAGUUCUUGAUUCCUAUAGACUUGGAAGUUUUCCAGCUUUUCACAUAUUUUCUGAAGCACCAACAUGUCCAUCGAUGGUGACACGCUAGUCACUAAGGCCGAGUUCCAGAACAAAGUAAACAACGCAUCCCUUCGCAAUGUCCAUGGUCUGCGAGACAAGGUCGUCCAGCUGGAACUGGAUGAGUUCGGAUUAAUUCAGCCUCGGGUCCACGGCAUGAAAUACCUGACGGAGCUCCUGGACAACCUGAGAUACCGGACGGAGCGGCUGCACGCGACCGAGCAGACCCUGCUGGAGAAAGAGAUGCUUAUCAGGGACAUGAAACUACACAACGGGACAUCUUUUGGCAAAAGGCGCGGCGAAUAUUUGUUCCGGACGGAGGCGGACUACAGCAGGAAAUUGGGACGUCACGUGCAACGCCUGAGCCACCAGAUUCAGGAGCUGCUGAGGUGCAAAGAGAGAAACCGGUUGGCCCCGAACAACGAGAUCAUGGUCAUUCAGACUGUUCUGAUGGAAAGGAGUGAGGAAAAGAAGACGCAGAUGGAAGAACUGGACAGAGAGUUGAAAAAGGUCAAGGACGAGGACACCAAGGCCGUCGAGACCCUGUGGGCCGCACGCAGAGAGCAGGUCGCCCUUGCGCAGGAUGAAAUUGUGGAGCAAACCAAUCCUGAAGAUGUGGUGAACGCAAACGACACCAUGAAGGAGGAAAUUGAGAGUGCAAAGAUGCUUCUGAACGAUCCGGCCUUCAAAGAAAUGGGGUCCGUUUCCAGUGGUGUAAUUAAAAGGAAUGAGGAGAAAAUCGUCAGCCUCAAAAACGAAUAUAAGAAAGUCUAUUCGGAAUUUGUUGGAAUCUCUGAGGAUUUGGAAAGGCAGAAGCUAAUCAUGCAGCAGAAGGACGCCGAUCUGAAAUCAGUUUCUCUCAAAGAAGUCGAACUCAAGCAACGAAUUGACACCCAAACUGGCUACCUGACGGAGCUGCUGCAAAACGAUGAAACAUACCAAAGCAAGCUUCUCUCUUAUGAUGGUCGACUGAAAAUACUCCAGAGACGUGAGAGCAAUUCCUUGGCGUUGGAAAAAGUCCUGGAAAGCCUCAAAUAUGUCAAGAAAGAGCUCUCCCGCAUGGAAGAAGAUCUUGCCAAGCAGACAAUUUAUCAUGUUGAUUUGGUCAAGAAACUGGAUUAUGAAAAGAGGAGAGGAGCAGCAAUGCAAAAGGCAGAGGUGAAAAAUGGAGACAGGGUUGGCGAGGAAAUGGAAAAGCUGAACUUGAAGCAGACCCUGAAAAAGCUGGCAGAGGAAUUUAAGAGAAAAUCUGAGGAGGAGAAAAAGAAAAAGGAACUCAAAGUCCAGCGUUUGCAGCAUCUGGAAGAACUGGCCAAGGAAAAUCGCAGCUGCGAAGAGAGGCUGGAAGCGAGAAAGGUCGAGUGGCGCAAAAGCAACAAGAUGACCAAAGACCUGGCCGCCGACUUUGAAAAUGCCGUCAAGUUGAGUGACGACGGGGCCAAAAGUUUUGAGGCCACGCAAGCUACUGUUAUGGAUAUGCAGGAGCAGGGUGGACUUUUGAAGGACGAAAUCAAAGACCUCAAGGAAAGGCUGGCCAGUGCUGCCGAAAACUACGAGGAGUUGAAGAAAACCAUUAUCGAGACAGCCAAGAGCAUGAGUGGAGUUGUCACUGCAGAGCAAAAACCUCGCAAAGGAUGGUGGGAAAGCAUAUUUGGCUGAGGCGAUAUAUCUUGAUUGGUUAGAGAUGCAAGAGGAGAACUUCCAUCGUAAAUGGUUAAUUUUGAAAUGAAAUAAAACGUUUGGAGUUUCUAUUUUGUUGCCAUUUAUUUUUUAAACAAGUACAAAAAUUUUAGCAUUACAUAUUCCUAGGUUCGUGAUUCAAGGGUUUAGGAGUGAAAUGCGCAAGACUGAAAAUGCAAACAAUAUGAGUUUUUAUACACUAUGACCAGAGUGAAAAGAAAAAUUUUUACAUCUAAUUCGUUUUGGCACCCCAUAGUGCGCUGGUUGUAAAUAAAUUCCAUAGAUUUAUUACAAAGCUGGAUAUGCAUUUAAAUUAAAAUCACAUUCAAAAAAGAAUUGCUAUAGUUGGUGAAAUGCAAAAAAAAAACACAUAUUUACAUUAAAAAUAAAUGACUUUUACCUAUUAUAUAAAAAAAAAACUAUUUUCGCUACAGCAAGUUGAAAGGUUGAA